This is a messenger RNA of Cynocephalus volans (Philippine flying lemur), 2148 nucleotides long. RefSeq names its product ERI1 exoribonuclease family member 3 (gene ERI3). The transcript has 8 exons. Bases 213 to 1157 code for a protein of 314 amino acids. The record is from RefSeq and is a predicted model, not a curated record. Gene Ontology annotation, biological process: exonucleolytic trimming to generate mature 3'-end of 5.8S rRNA from tricistronic rRNA transcript (SSU-rRNA, 5.8S rRNA, LSU-rRNA). Lineage: Eukaryota; Metazoa; Chordata; Mammalia; Dermoptera; Cynocephalidae. Gene Ontology annotation, molecular function: 3'-5'-RNA exonuclease activity; nucleic acid binding.
UCGUGGUGCUGGCUGCCGCUAUUGAGGCGGCCGGGAACGGGCGGUGGGGAGCGGGCGGAGGUGGCCCUGCCUCUGCCUAGCUGGCGCCGCAGUCGGCGCGAGCCGCGCCCGCCGCGGUCAACUGCCCUGAGCGCCUGCUGAGGCCGAGGGAGACGUCGGGGCCUGCACCUGGAGGGAGCCUGCCGCGCUGGCCCCGUGGAGGGGGCGUUGCCAUGGCGACAGCCUCUCCCGCAGCUGACGGGGGACGGGGGCGGCCCUGGGAAGGAGGGCUGGUCUCCUGGCCCCCUGCCCCUCCCCUUACGCUCCCCUGGACUUGGAUGGGCCCGAGUUGGGGGCAACACCCCGGGCAUUGGGGCUUUCCAGCUCUCACAGAUCCAUCAGCAUCCCCAGCUGCCAGUCUUGGCAUCUUCGAAGUAAGGAGAGUUUUAGAUGCUUCUGGAUGUUCAAUGCUAACACCUUUACAGACUGGAGCAGCUCGAUUUUCUUCGUAUUUACUUUCAAGAGCAAGAAAAGUGUUGGGCUCCCACUUAUUUUCUCCCUGUGGUGUUCCGGAGUUCUGCUCCAUAUCCACCAGAAAGCUGGCGGCCCACGGCUUUGGCGCAUCCAUGGCGGCAAUGGUGUCGUUCCCUCCCCAGAGGUAUCACUACUUUUUAGUGCUGGACUUUGAGGCCACGUGUGACAAGCCGCAGAUUCAUCCUCAGGAAAUCAUCGAGUUCCCCAUCCUGAAGCUAAAUGGCCGGACCAUGGAGAUUGAAUCUACCUUUCACAUGUAUGUCCAGCCCGUAGUCCAUCCACAGCUUACCCCCUUCUGUACAGAGCUCACUGGGAUUAUUCAAGCCAUGGUGGAUGGUCAGCCAAGCCUGCAGCAAGUGCUGGAGAGGGUCGAUGAGUGGAUGGCGAAGGAAGGCCUCUUAGAUCCAAACGUCAAGUCAAUUUUUGUCACCUGUGGAGACUGGGACUUAAAAGUCAUGCUCCCAGGCCAGUGCCAGUACUUGGGCUUGCCAGUGGCGGAUUACUUCAAGCAGUGGAUUAAUCUGAAAAAGCCACAUCAUGCUCCAGGUCUGCUUAAGGGCCCAGCAGGAGAGAUGGCUUCACUCUGGACUUUAGCUCAGUCCUUCCCAGCAACGAUUCAAGAAAGGGAGAUUGCAGAGACCUAGAGGCACAGGGGCAUAGUAAUCUUUCUGACUUUUAUGCUGUGUGACUUAGUGUAGGCUGCAGCAAGAUUCCUGCUCCCUUAAAAAGAGUAAUGAUAAAGGGCUGGCCAGUUAGUUCACUUUAGGUUAGAGUGUGGUGCUGAUAACACCAAGGUCAAGGGUUCGGAUCCCCUUACCGGCCAGCUGCCCCCAAAAAAAGUAAUGAUAAAAGCAGAGCCAGAGAGGUCAUUGCCAGGAUUGCAGGAGUAUUACGUAAAAGCCUAACUGCAUGGCUUGUUUCUCCCUGUGUGACCCAGACUCUGGCUAUCUACAUGGUCCUCUCCUGUCCUUAAUGUGACUUUGUCUUUCUUCCUUCCCUUUCUUCUCCUUUCCUCCUCAACUUCCCUAGUGGAGAUUUGCCCCAUGAAAAAAACGGGUCCUGGCCUGUUUGGCCACCUGAGACCUGGCUAGUGAGUGAGCAGUUGGGACUGAAUUCACCAUCCCCAUUUUCUGAGGCCUCUAAUCUGAAAAGAGGCAAAAUGUUGUCUUUCAGUUGCCCUCUUUUCUCCAGAAAUGUGUGGGUUGCAUCAGGAAAGAGCAGCUUUUCAAUGGCUAGGUUUACCCAUCUUCCGCCUCCACCUACUUCCCCUGUAGCAGAGUGGAGCAAGCCAGUGUUUGCUGACAUUUGGAAUGUCAUUGAAUGAUCUUAUACUCUUAUUGAGCUGUCAGCUUAGAGAGGACUUGGGGCCCUGCUCCCAGCUCCCUCCAAGGGGUCAAAGCUGUCACUUAGGGGCCAGAAGAAUGCAAACACACACACACACACACACACACACACACACACACACACACACACACACACACGUAUGCACAUGCAUAAAUAUACAUCUGUGCUCAUGUGAAUGAAUACGCCCAAGUGCAUAUACUCAAAAUCGUAUGUCCCACGUCCGUAUGUGCAUACAUGUGUAUGUACGUAGUAGUCACAUAAACAUAGUCACCUGCAGAAAUAUUUGGAAAU